Molecule: messenger RNA, 516 nt
Organism: Macrosiphum euphorbiae (potato aphid)
Lineage: Eukaryota; Metazoa; Arthropoda; Insecta; Hemiptera; Aphididae
Source: the annotation of a GenBank genome assembly
AUGUUCAACAACAACUUAACAAUCACGGAAAUGCCAAAGUUUGGAAAUACCGUAAUGCCCGAGAGAAACCUCGAGGAUUGGUUUCUACUCCUUUCGAUAGUCAUUGGAAUUAUAAGUGGAGUGGCACAGUUUUACGAUCAAUUCCGUGUGGUAUUGGCCGAGGGAAACCUCGAGGAUUGGCUUCAACUCGCUAUGACAUUAAUAGAUAAAGCGAUUGAAAUUAAACGUGGUGUGGCACAAUUGUACGAUCAUUACCAUGUGGUACUAGCUGAGGGAAACCUUGAGGAUUGGCUUCAACUCGUAAAGAUGGCAAUAGAUGUGGCGAUUGAGAUUAAACGUGGUGUGGCACAAUUGUACGAUCAAUACCGUUUAGUAUUGGCUGAGGGAAACUUUGAGGAUUGGCUUCAACUCGUCAAGAUGGCAAAAGAUGUAGUGAUUGAAAUUAUACAUGGCGCAGCAAGAUUAUACGAACAGUACCGUAUAUAUGUGCCAUUGGGCCGAAUAACUAAUAUGUAG